Neodiprion fabricii is the source of this 6390-nucleotide messenger RNA. RefSeq lists its product as uncharacterized. NCBI's taxonomy places the organism in Eukaryota, Metazoa, Arthropoda, Insecta, Hymenoptera, Diprionidae. Gene Ontology annotation, cellular component: nucleolus. The record is from RefSeq and is a predicted model, not a curated record. The transcript has 14 exons. The coding region runs from base 409 to 5697 and encodes 1762 amino acids. Gene Ontology annotation, molecular function: histone H3K4 demethylase activity; histone H3K36 demethylase activity.
CGGUGAGAAGCGACAUGAGGAGGUAACCGCGAACUCCCGUCAGUCGCGUGAAGAUAUUCCUCGAGUGAGCAGGUGCUACGUCAAGAGACUCGAUCAUACCUACCUGCCGAUUCUUGCCGAUCACCGAUCAAUUUAUCGCGUCAUAUUGCGCCGUUGUGUUCCACACAAAUUGGGGAUAGUAAAGAAAAAAUAAAAAAAUAUUUAUUGAAAAUUGGAACCCGUUUUUGUUUCACACGAAGCAAUGGGUCCUUAAAUACCAGACGACGUUUGUUUCCACUCUUGAUAAUAAGUAUCCGGUCACUGAAGUUUUGUGGAUCUGUAGCAAGACGUACUUUUUGUGAAAAUAUAUAUCGCUCCAAGAGUGCAAGCGUAAAUAAAUCCAUCACCGGAAGUAAUUCAACCACAACGAUGCCGCGGUUUGAGGUAGUGCUGGUACUCGCUUUGACGAUGGUCAUCGUCACCUCGACGAGUGUUCCUCCGGCCCCGAGCUACACGAGAACGAUGCUAAAAGUGGCGAGAAGUUUGCCUGGGGAGACGGAAGAAGUGAAGGUUCGAACGAGCGAGGGUAACCUGGCGACGUUGAUAGUGAAGAGGCGAGAUCACAGAGUAGUUCAGAAGGAAGAAGGAACCACUGGAAUGAGCACCGAACCCGAAAGGCGUGGGCAAAAUCAAUCCCACGUGAUUUUCGAGGUUAGAAAGUUGCAGAAUCAGAACGGCGAGGCUCAGAGGAGACUGCAGGAGAACGAGCAGGUGGCGAAGAUUCGUAGCCAGGUAUCGGGGCCAGUCGCCGAUCAGGAAGGGCCGUCGAAAUUCGAGCGGAAGAACCUCAGCCAGGUCGGUGAGAGCCUGAUGGAGUACGGGAGCUGGAAGCCACUUGGCGGAGGUUCGGAAAGAGCUCUCGAAGAGAAGCUGCAGGCAGAGGAGCCCUUGUACACAAAUUGGAAACCAGUCGACACAGGGCUGCACCGAUCGGCGAGCUUCGCGCGUUACUCGAAGCCCAAUUUCGAGCAUCAAGGUAUGAUAUUCGCCGGAAGAAACACGGAGAAGAGAGCAGACCGGGAACUCUCGUUCGAGAAAUUGAACCCCGCAAGAAUAGUCGGAAAUCAGGAGGAGCGACAUGGAUUCCUGCCGAACCAGCCGAGACCGGUGACUAGGACCAACGUCGGCGCUAAUGUGUACAAGAAUAGAAACGCGAAGAACGUACCAGCGGAAGUGACGAUCAGGUCGGAGAUCAACGUGAAACCGGCUUCCAAGAGGUCACCGAUGACCUUGGACGCCGACGGGACGCCGACCAUCCACGGACAUCGAGUGCCCGAUGACCCGAUGGACAAGAUCCAGACGUGGAGGAACGCCAGAGUAAUAAACAACAAGUUGAUACCAGAGAGCGCAAUGGUCGUUAACCUCGAUCCUUCGAGCAAUUUUUACGCGAUUGACAAAACGGCCGAUCGUCAAAGGUUCGAGAACUUUUUCGACGACGUUAAUCGACGGUACGGAAGAAACUACGAUGCCGAAAAGACGAACGUAUAUUUCGAAUGGGAUCCGAAGAAUUAUCAAAACGACGCUCUCAAGGCCGAGAUCUACAACGCGGCUAGUGACGGCUACAAUUCCAACGUUCAAAAACGAAUGCUUCAUCCGGACAGCGUCGCGAAUUACCCAAACUCGCAGAGCUAUACUCCGGAAAGUCAGAAGAUCGCCCCGGUCGCUUUGAAGCCAGGAGUGAGAGCCCCGGUUCUGCAGUAUGCUCAUCCGGAACUGGGUGUGCAACCGGCGAAGAUCGUGAAGAACGAGAUACGGCAACCCGAAAGCUACUCGGAGGUUCAGCCGACGUUCACCUCGGAGACCCGGCAGAAGAAGAAGUACGUUCUGAACGAUAAGAACGUCGUGGACUCGUACUCUUCGAAGUACUAUUACCCUAACCACCGUUUCUACGGACUGAAACCACAAAACGACCCGCCAUUCUGGGUGAAAAUAUCGGAGAACCUUAAGAACCAAUUUUCGACCGGGGUUGAAAAGGUCUCCCAACUUACACGUCCGGUUUUCGACCCCUUGGUGGAAGCGACGCAAAAGAUUUCUAAGAACUUGGGUCUCUCCCGGGACGUAGCGCAGGACAAAGUUGGAACCGUUGCCUCGGGUUCGUCCAUUCUCAUCCCUGCUCUGGGUCUCGUUGCUUCCGGCGCUGCGCUGGGAAUCGGCGCUGUCGCAGUUGGCAGAUACCUCGAUGUUGACGUCCUGAAGAGAUCAGGCGACGACGAAAUCGAUCUCGAGCACAAACGAGCCCUCGAAGCAUCAGCGAAGAAGCUUCCUGAGUAUGGAAAUGAGGUGAACGAACCAGAUAGUCGGGUCGACAGUGAGUCAAGGACGUGGCAAGCGUCGUUCGCCAGCCCAAAUCAGGCGGCCAAUUUCGUUCAGACAUUCGAAAAUGAGCCAGUCAUCGUAGCCGAGGGGGAAGAGAGAAGCCAGAGCCGAGAAGAUGACGAUGGCGUGUUUCUGAUACUCGAAGAAUCGAAUGAUUCGGACAAGGUGGAAACCCGUGAGACGAAACCGGUCGUUGACGAGCUGGAAUACGUUGAGACCGGAAGACACAGACGAAGCAUCGAUGAUCCCAGCGUCCUAAGGUUGGAACCGGAAGUGGCUGAUUGGAUGCGAGACAAGCGGUUCCAGAGAAAGAAUUUAGACAAGAUAACGGAAAUUGUGGAAAUCGAUGUACCCAGACGCGGAAAUAUCGACGUUACCGAUCUGCAACUGCAGAGGACGAAGAAACCCGAGUCUCAGAACGCGGGUACGAUCCUCGUCGUCGAGGGUGAUGAGGAUGCGUCGGAAAGAGCGGAUCUCGAUCAAGUCGCUGUCGAAGACGUGGCGAAGAUCGUCGGUGAAAUGAUAAGACAGUCGGAGAGCGAGGAGGGAGAACGGCAAGAUCAGAAGAGGUCGAAGCGUAGUUUGGGAACGGAUCAGGAGCUCCAAGACACUCUCCAGAAUUUGGAAAACGCGGAAGUCGCGGAAGCCGGGCACGUCGAGGGUGACUGGGCGAACACACCCUGCGCCAAGAGGAUAUUCUGCGACGCGAUGAUCCUCCGGGGUUCCGACGCCGUCACGUUUAUGGAAAAGAAGAUGGCGUCCCUGCUGGCAUUAAUACAACCGGGCGCCGCAAACCAGGUGUCAAGUCACUUCGAAGAAGUCAUGGACGCUAUUCGCAGGCACGAUUGUUCCGCAUUUGCUUGGGUCCAAGAAAACGAUUUCGUUAAAAACCGUGGAGUUCGAGUCCAGGUCGGAUCCAUGCUCGCUGAAGUUGCAAAAGAGUUAAUUCAGAGAUCGUCAACGAAUAGCCAGGUACUGAGUUUGAAUUUGUCAAAUUUGCUGAUACUUUUGGUACUCAAGGCUGUAGUUUUCGGGGCUGGAUACAUGGGACAUCAUGGAUACAAAACUCGCGAAUUGGACGAUGAACCAAUCGUUUCCGAGAGUGAGGUAGCCUUGGCCUUGGGCUACCUUGUCGGCGACAAAUGCCUUUUCAGGGCAGCCUGUGAAGUCCCUCGCAAAGCCAAGGAAUACCUCGGAGCCGCCGAAAUGUUUCUGCAAACCUUCAAGCUCAUGCCACAAUCUGUUCCCGUAGAGUUCGACAAGUAUGAGAAGACUGUUCUAGAGCUGAGGAAAGCCGUAGAAUAUGGAUCGGCCGGGAAGUGUCCACCGGAAUAUACUUGCAAGAAGGAAAAUAUUGACAAGUUUUUGAAAGACGCAAUGAGUGAUACAUCCACGUCGAUAUCAGCAUUUGCCGCGUAUUCGAAAAUGCGUCAAACACCGGAGAGCCCGUUCUCAUCGAAACCGGCUAAAAAGCGUCACAGUUCCGCCGCACUUUCGAGUAAAAAGAAGCCGAGGAAACGUUCGGCGUCUGUGGGUGACUUGACGCCAAAUGAAAAAGGAAAAAAGACGCAAAAAAUGUCCCGACUUUUGAAAGAAAAAAGUAUGAAAACUGCAACAGGCGUGUCAAAGAAAUCCUCAAGCAAUUCAAAAUCAACGGUGAAGAGAUUGUCUAAUGGAAUUGAUAAAUCAUCAUCGAAAUCAGCAACACCUAAUAAUAGAAGGUCCGUUGCGGGAAAAUCAAAAGCGGCAUUCCAACUGGCCGUUGCCGAGAGUGAAGUUAGCCCCAAAUUAAGAAAUAAAACUCUCAGAUCUAGUGGUGACAAAACAGAACUAAAGGCUGUUGUAAAAAAAGUUACCUCACCUGUAAAUUCUGCAUCGAAGAAGAAAGCAAGCAAAAAAUCUCCCGGCAAUGUCGCGAAGUCAAAGCCGGAAUCGGAUUCCGAAAAAGCUAUGAGUGAUGUUGAUGAAUCAGAAUUACAGGAUAAAGAGGAAACACCAUCCGGUUCGAUCGAUGACGGAAAAAAGCUGUUUGAAUGGCUCAUUUCUCCACUUCAGUUGGAUGCUUUUUACAAAACAAGCUGGGAGCUUGCCCCACUAUACAUAAAGAGAAACACCUCGAGCUAUUACAAACAUCUUAUUUCCACACCCUUAAUAGAUUCAAUCUUGCGAAAUUACUACAUGCAAUUCACCAAGAAUGUCGAUGUGACUUCAUACACGGAUGGCAAAAGAGAAACACACAAUCCUGUUGGUCGUGCAUUGCCAAGUGUUGUCUGGGAUUAUUAUGCGAACGGUUGUUCGGUCAGGCUGUUGAAUCCCCAAACUUUUAUACCCAAAUUACAUGUAUUGAAUGCCACCCUCCAGGAAUAUUUUGGAUGUUUUGUUGGGGCAAACGCUUAUUUGACACCACCGAAUACUCAAGGAUUUGCACCGCAUUACGAUGAUAUCGAAGCGUUUAUACUGCAAGUAGAGGGUAAAAAGAGAUGGCGUCUAUACAAACCGAGGAGCGAUGAUGAAUAUUUACCAAGAUUGUCCUCUGAUGAUUUCGAUCAAUCGGAAAUUGGAGAACCGAUAAUGGAUAUAGUUUUGGAAACUGGUGACCUGCUGUAUUUUCCAAGAGGUACUAUACAUCAGGGUGAAACUAUCGAUGACACUCAUAGUUUACACGUAACCUUGAGUGUCUAUCAGAGGAAUAGCUGGGGCGACUUUUUCGACAAGCUUGUCCCAGUGACGUUGGAAAAAGCUAUUGCAUCAGAUGUUGAAUUCCGCGAAGGUUUGCCGCUGGAUUAUCUUCAGCACGUAGGUUUGGCGCAUGCGGAUACGGACACUAUUGACAGGACUAAGUUUAUACGAAGAACACAGUACCUCUUAUCUAAACUAGUCCAAUACAUAGACGUUGACAGAGCUGCUGACGAAAUGGCUAAGAAGCAUAUCCACGAUUUUCUUCCGCCAGUGCUAACAGAAGAAGAAAAAGCAUGUUCGAUAUACGAGGACGGGGAGAGAAUGACAAAGGGUGGUAUCGUAGUGAACAGAAUUGAGGUAGAACCAGAUACGAAAAUAAGAUUGGCCCGAGCAUAUUGCAUAAGAUUGCUGCGAGAAGAGGACGGACUCAAAGUUUAUUAUUCUACCGAGAAUUCGAAAGAAUAUCGCGAGUUGGAUCCACAGUUCUUGGAGGUAUCGCAGGAACACGCUCCCGCUAUAGAAGAAAUCAUUCGACAGUAUCCAAAUUAUAUCAAAGUCGAGGAUUUACCUCUGGACGAGGAAGACAGCAAGAUCCAGGUGGUGAGGGAUCUUUGGGAGAGAGGUAUUCUCGUCACGGACCAACCAUUGCCUAUCGUGGAAUAAUUUACGAGGGAGUGAUUUCACCUCCCGUGCAAAAUAAGAGUAAUCAGUGACUUUAACGGCAAACUUGUGAAAUAAAGCAUAAACGUGCAUUUAAUUUCUUAAAAUAAAAGAAAUAAACUUGUAUUGACAAAUCUUAUAACCGACGGUGAUUGGUCUGGGUUGAACAAUAAACUUUGAAUUUUCCGUGCAAUACAAGCACACCGUUCACUUGGAAAAGUAAAUUUUACUUCCAUUCGAAAAAUUUGUUAUAUUUCGGAAUGUAAUGUUCACCGAUCCGUAAAGUGACAAUCGGGUCCCGAUAGGCUAUAGAGCGUCUUGUGUAUUGAAAAGUAUAUUAUCUACGUAGAAAAUAGUUUUCUUCACAAUACUGUGUUUUUUACUUUUUCAAUCCAGACUAUCGAUAGAUUAUUAACUUUUAAUCACGGAACGUCUGAGAAGAAACCGAAAUACUUUUGGUAUUCUUCCACAGAAUAGAGAUAUUUGAGUUUAUUUUAUUACUAAAGAUAUGGGUACGGCCAAUUGAUAUAUUAUUGAAAUAGCAAGGGAUAAUAUUGAGAACUAUUGAAAUAUCGUCUCGAAUGAUAUGACCGUAUGAAUAAUUUUCUAUCCGUACAGUACUAUCCGUAACUGUUUCAAUACAAUACAAAACUAUCACUGUAUAAUCAGUUAUAUAAAUAAAAAUUUGUGUAUACA